Molecule: messenger RNA, 1487 nt
Organism: Hippopotamus amphibius kiboko
Lineage: Eukaryota; Metazoa; Chordata; Mammalia; Artiodactyla; Hippopotamidae
Gene: ECHDC2
Product: enoyl-CoA hydratase domain containing 2
Exons: 10
Coding region: 35-931 (298 amino acids)
Biological process (GO): fatty acid beta-oxidation
Cellular component (GO): mitochondrion
Molecular function (GO): enoyl-CoA hydratase activity
Source: RefSeq, a predicted model, not a curated record
GGUGCCCCGCGGCACCUUCCCAGACUGCGCCCCGAUGCUGCUGCGCGGCCUGACCACCGCCCUGCGCCUUCCGCGUCCCUGGAGGCCUCUUGAGGCCCGUGGCUGCGCCUCCAGCUUUGGGGCGGCAAACCGUGAGAUCCAAGUGUGCGCUCUGGAGGGUCAAGACCAAGGAAUCACUGAGAUUCUGAUGAACAGACCGAGUGCCCGCAAUGCCCUGGGGAAUGUCUUCGUCAGUGAGUUGCUGGAAGCUCUGGCCCAGCUGCGGGAAGACCGGCAAGUGCGUGUCCUGAUCUUCAGAAGUGGAGUGAAGGGUGUGUUCUGUGCAGGUGCUGACCUGAAGGAGCGGGAGCAGAUGAGUGAGGCGGAGGUGGGGAUCUUUGUCCAGCGGCUCCGAGGCCUGAUGAAUGAGAUUGCAGCCUUCCCUGCACCCACCAUUGCAGCCAUGGAUGGGUUUGCCUUGGGUGGAGGCCUGGAACUUGCCCUGGCCUGUGACCUCCGAGUGGCAGCAGCUUCCUCGGCUGUCAUGGGGCUGAUUGAGACCACUCGAGGGCUCCUCCCAGGAGCAGGAGGGACUCAGAGGCUGCCUCGAUGCCUGGGGGUGGCCCUGGCGAAGGAGCUCAUCUUCACAGGCCGACGACUGAGUGGAGCGCAGGCCCAGGCUCUGGGGCUGGUGAACCACGCCGUGGCCCAGAAUGAAGAGGGCAAUGCCGCCUACCACCGGGCACUAGCACUGGCCCAGGAGAUACUGCCCCAGGCCCCCAUUGCUGUGCGGCUGGGCAAAACAGCCAUUGACCGAGGGAUAGAGGUGGACAUCGCAUCAGGGAUGGCCAUUGAAGGGAUAUGCUAUGCCCAGAACAUCCCGACUCGGGAUCGGCUGGAAGGCAUGGCUGCCUUCAGGGAGAAGCGGCCCCCCAAAUUUGUUGGCGAGUGACUUCCUUUUAACCUUAAGCAUGGGGGAUGCAUACAUUACAGGGCAGGAUCCAGAAGGACAAUUUGCAGCAUGACUGCCCUCAUCAUUUCACCUCUCUAGGCUUCAGUUUCCUCACAAGAAGGAUGACGGAUAUAAAAUGAGUGGCAUGGUACCUGGUACUAAGGUGCUGACUGCGCCACCCAACUGGUACCUUCAUUAUUCUUCACCCAGGCUAGACAAUCACUGGGGUCGAGUUGGCUUUGGAGAAUACCUGUCACUCCCUAAUAGAACGAUAAACUAAGGAUAAGACAGACCCCUCUCAGCCUUUAUACAGCUGGCACUCAAGCCUGACCUCUGCAUCUCAGUUAUUAGGUGCUCACCAGAGAUGGCAGGAGGUUGUAAGAACUACCCCAACUGCUGUGCUUCUUCCUCUGCACAACAGAGAUGAUAAGGAAACCCUGGUAGUGGUUGAACAGGCCCAGCUCUCUGCCAGUUACUCACUGUGUGCCUCAGCCUCCUCAUCUAUAAUGAAACUGUUGUGAGGAUUUAAACAAUAAUAAUAAAAUGCCUGAUGUUC